This is a messenger RNA of Acanthopagrus latus (yellowfin seabream), 2717 nucleotides long. It is a transcript of the gene pou4f1, whose product is annotated as POU class 4 homeobox 1. NCBI's taxonomy places the organism in Eukaryota, Metazoa, Chordata, Actinopteri, Spariformes, Sparidae. The transcript is spliced from 2 exons. The record is from RefSeq and is a predicted model, not a curated record. The coding region runs from base 201 to 1310 and encodes 369 amino acids. Gene Ontology annotation, molecular function: DNA-binding transcription factor activity, RNA polymerase II-specific; RNA polymerase II cis-regulatory region sequence-specific DNA binding. Gene Ontology annotation, biological process: regulation of transcription by RNA polymerase II.
GCGUCUGAGAGACUGCAGGCAUCUCUGUGAUCUCCGGGCUCAAGGCUGCACUCGGCGAACUACACAGCGAACUACAGCGCAUCAUUACCGGAUAAGGCAAAAGGAUCGCCGUGUAUCUAUGACUAUUCUCCUGCUCUUGUAGCCGGUUUUUUUUCCCCCUCCCUUCUUCCCGUGCACUUUAAUUGGAGAAGCUCGCCAAGAUGAUGUCCAUGAACAGCAAACAGCCGCACUUCGCGAUGCAUCCCUCUUUACCCGAGCACAAGUACACCACCCUGCAUUCCAGCUCGGAAGCUAUAAGGAGAGCCUGUCUACAAACUCCACAGCUGCAGAGCAACAUAUUUGCCAGCCUGGAUGAGACCCUGCUGGCCCGGGCUGAGGCUUUGGCGGCCGUGGACAUCGCCGUGUCCCAGGGCAAGACGCACCCGUUCAAGCCCGACGCCACAUACCACACGAUGAGCACCGUGCCAUGCUCGUCGACGUCCACUGUCCCCUUGGCCCACCACCACCACCACCAUCACCACCACCACCACCAGAACCUGGAGCCGCCGGACAUCAUGGACCACCUCUCGUCGCCGUCGCUCGCCCUGAUGUCCAGCGCGCACGACGGGACCGGCGGCGGUGGAGGCGGCGGGGGCGGCGGAGGCGGCGGCGGAGGGCUCAUCUCCUCCUCCUCCCACCCGCACUCCCACAUGCACGGCUUGGGCCACCUCUCCCACCAGGCCAUGAGCAUGAACUCGCCUCUCACUCACCACGGGCUCUUACCGGGCCACCACGGGGGGAGUCAAGGCGGCCCAGGGCUCACUAACGCCGGACUCCCCUCCAUCAACGACUCGGACACAGACCCAAGGGAGCUGGAGGCGUUCGCGGAGCGCUUUAAGCAGCGGAGGAUCAAGCUGGGGGUGACCCAGGCGGACGUGGGAGGCGCACUGGCUAAUCUGAAAAUCCCCGGCGUGGGAUCGCUGAGCCAAAGUACAAUUUGUCGAUUCGAGUCGUUAACUCUCUCCCACAACAACAUGAUUGCGCUCAAACCUAUCCUCCAGGCCUGGCUGGAGGAGGCCGAGGGGGCCCAGAGGGAGAAAAUGAGCAAACCUGACAUUUUCAACGGAGGAGAGAAGAAGCGCAAGAGGACCUCGAUAGCGGCCCCGGAAAAGAGGUCUUUGGAGGCUUACUUCGCCGUGCAGCCUCGGCCGUCGUCCGAGAAAAUAGCAGCUAUCGCUGAAAAGUUGGACCUGAAAAAAAACGUGGUGCGCGUGUGGUUUUGUAACCAAAGACAGAAGCAGAAGAGGUUGAAAUUUUCCGCUGCUCACUGAUGGGAGAGGAAAAAAAAAAAGAUUUAAACAAACAAAAAACGAACAGACAAACGGACAAAGAGGAAAAAGAAAAAAACAAAACAAAACAAAAAAAGUUGUGUGACUGAAUUUGGGGACCAAGGGACAUUAAAGACACCAUUUUCAGUCUUUUGUCUCCAGCGAUUUUACACGUUGGCGCACAAAUGGGCUUUAGAUUCCCAUUUUCUGAGGCUUCAUAUAUCUCGUUUAUUUUUCACGUUAUCGGUGAAUGUGAAGUAUGCAAAUAACAGAUUACACGAGUUUCGCUCAGUUGUUUCGAGGAGGGGAAAAAAAGAGGAAGUUUUUAGCAACAUUUGCCUUUUAAAAACACGUUGGAAAGAGGUGGUCUGCUUGAUAACUACAGCGAGUUGUUUUAUCUCCGAAUAGGCCUAUUAUUUGAAGUAUAGCCAUUUACGAAUUACCUCAUUGAUUGUUGAACUGUGUUUUUUUUUCUCGGUUUGAUCUCUUGUUCGUUGUUUGGUAUAGAAUAAUUCAUGAGUCUGUUUCAUUUAUUCAUCCGUUGGUUUAUUCUUAUUUGGAGGCUGCUAUGAACUCAGAUUUAGUUGCAGAACUUUUUAAUGGCUGACGAGAAGAAUAACGUAGGCCUGCAUGAAGUCCUGACUCACGGGCAAGUUAAUCGAGCCUCUCCAGGCUGUCACAUCUAGAGAUAUAUUUAUUUUGAAUUUGCACAAAAGGACCCUUUAGAUCGCUUGUGUUUCGAGACGGUUUUGUACAUACAGACAUCACUUUGUCACUUAUCAGAGGUGAGCUGCGUGUUUUUGGAUAUAAAUUAAAGGGUUCUGUCGACACCAUUGGCCUCACCUGGAAAAAAAAAGAAAAAGAAAAAGAAAAGUUUUUCAAAUCAGAUCCGGAAAAGCACGAGAGCCUUUUUCCCCCUGCUUCAUCGAGGAGAAAAAAAAAUCCAAUCUCUCGUGUGUGUUUCAGUUUGCAGUGCAAACACUCUAUGCAUUGGAAGAAAAAAAAUAAAAAAAGAUUCACUGCGUACAGUGAGGCUGUCUGCUGACAGACCUCAUGUUGUGGAUGGUGUAAGUCACUGUUUAAAUGCCUGUUUUGUUUUUUUUUCUUCUUCUCCACAUCAAGAUCACCACGUUGUUUGUCGUGUUAACUGUUACGAAAAAAACGUUGUGUAAGUAAUAUUUUACUUUGUGCACAAGUAUGUUUACAAAAAAAAAAAAAAAACUGCGGCGACGUGUGCAUCAUUCAUGGUUUAAAAAAAAAAAAGAAAAAAAAAAGAUGUCCCACUGUCUCCUCCUUCCUUCCCUCUGUGACAACUCCUCCGCUCUCCUCUGUUGUCCUCUCUUACUUUCAUUGGUACUCUUCAUCCUGUAAGCCAAAUUCAACAGGGAGGUGUGUUCCAGCAAUCUUCUA